Molecule: messenger RNA, 1476 nt
Organism: Oncorhynchus masou masou (cherry salmon)
Lineage: Eukaryota; Metazoa; Chordata; Actinopteri; Salmoniformes; Salmonidae
Product: E3 ubiquitin-protein ligase TRIM47-like
Exons: 3
Coding region: 151-1395 (414 amino acids)
Molecular function (GO): zinc ion binding
Source: RefSeq, a predicted model, not a curated record
UUGCUAGGCGUACUGUAUGUUGCCAACACAAACAAACUGUCUCGAACUCUUCUGGAAAAUAUAAGACAGCUACGCAGUCUGUUUCUUUUAAUACUACAGUACCGAUAAAUUGGAGAAAGUGCCCACCCUCUUUCACACACAGAUACAGAUAUGGCUUCCUCCACUAUUCUCCAGUCUGAAGAGCAGUUCCUGUGCUCUAUCUGUCUGGAUGUGUUCACUGAGCCAGUCACCACUUCAUGUGGACACAACUUCUGCAUGGCCUGUAUCAGAAAGUACUGGAAUAGCACGGACCUGUACCAAUGUCCACUGUGUCAGGAGAAAUUCUCCAGACGACCUAAGCUUCGUGUCAACACAACUUUCAGAAAGGUUGUAGAGAAUUUUAAAAAGAGGAGAGAUAUAGGUAGAGAUGGGCCCCGUACCGAACCUGGAAAAGUGUCCUGUGAUGUCUGCACUGGGAUGAAGCGCAAGGCCCUUAUGUCCUGCCUGGUGUGUCAGACCUCUUACUGUGAGACUCACCUGGAGCCUCAUCAGAUAGCCUCACCCUUAAAGAGACACAAACUGAUCGACCCUGUGGAGAACCUGGAAGACAGGAUGUGUCAGAAGCAUGACAGACUCCUGGAGCUUUUCUGUAGGACUGACCAGACUUGUGUGUGUCAGUUCUGCACUGAGGCAGACCACAAGACUCAUGACACUAUCCCUAUAGAGGAAGAGUGUGGAGAGAGGAAGGCUCAGCUGGGGAAAACUGAGGCAGAAGUGCAGCUAAUUAUCCAGGAGAGACUGAAGAAGGUUAAAAAGAUCAGACUCUCUGUAGUUCGUAGACAGAGAGAUGCAGAGAGAGAGAUAGAAAACAGUGUACAAGUCUUUACUGCUCUGGUGCGCUCCAUUGAGAAAAGCCAAGCUGAGCUGAUUGAGGUGAUUGAGGAGAAGCAGAAAGCAGUAGAGAGGCAGGCUGAAGGGCUCAUUAAAGAACUGGAGCAGGACAUCACUGAGCUAAAGAGGAGAAGAACUGAUCUGAAGCAGCUCUCACACACUGAGGACCACCUCCAACUUCUUCAGAGCUUCCUAUCCCUAGAGUGCAAACUUCCACCCACCAAGGACUGGUCUGAGAUCAGUGUUCACAGUGAUCUGUGUGUGGGGACUGUGAGGAGAGCUGUGUCCCAGCUGGAGGAGAUACUGAAUAAUGAGAUGGAGAAGCUGCCUGAAGUCAAACUGAAGAGGAUUCAGCAGUAUGCAGUGGAUGUGACUCUGGACCCUGAUACAGCACAUCACAAACUCAUCCUGUCUGAAGAUGGGAAACAAGUGAGAACUGGAGACACGGAGCUGAAUCUUCCUGACAAUCCAAAAAGGACUGGUCUGAGAUCAGUGUUCACAGUGCUCUGUGUGUGGGGACUGUGAGGAGAGCUGUGUCCCAGCUGGAGGAGAUACUGAAUAAAGAGAUGGAGAAGCUUCCUAUAGUCAAACUGAAGAGGAUUCAGC